UAGGCUCCAGCUUACUUUAUAUGCAAGUAUCGCUCGUAUCAAUUGUCAAAACACCUGGUUGAUUAGAGUCCGGAUGAACGACUUCGCUGAGGGAUUUGCGUGUUGUACAUACUACGGGAUCAAUGCAGCGAAUGCAUAAUUACUAAAGCCUAAUCUCCUUAUCGCUUUCUUUGAUAUCCACACAUGAUCGAAAUUACAUUGUGCUGUCACCAUGGUCUACCGUGGGAAACCUAGCACGGGCUGUCAAAAUUGUCGAUCUAGACAUAUUAAAUGCGACGAAACUCGACCUCACUGUAGGGCCUGUGUCCGGACCGGCCGGACCUGUCCGGGAUAUCCGCACCCGCUCGAUGUUAUGCUAAGAGAUCGAACGGCCUUCCAGCGCAAGAAAAGUAAUGUUUCUAAGGCCAAGGCAGUUAAUACCACAAAAUGCAAAAAGGGUUCGAAGGAACUAUCUUCUCCAUCGACGGUGUCGGAGACGACUACGUCGCCCUCCACUGCAUCUGCUAUAUCAUUCCUGAGCUCCCCGCCAGAGGUGGAAAGGUCACCCCCCUCCGUCAACGCCGUGAGAGUUCUAAGCCCUAGUGUUCCCAGUAGUUUGUACCUGCCUUUGGAGAGUACAGUUACCUCUUUGUUCUUCAAUUCCUAUCUUCAUCAGCCGAGAGACCCUCUCAUUGGGCUCGGGUUUAUGGAGCUUUUACCCGAUCGAUACUUCAAUGCUCGGCCUGGAACUCCUUUGUAUCUGGGUACACUGGCUGUGUCAUUGUUCUCUGUCUCUGCCUGGACAGGGAAUCGCUCAUUUCUCCGCUUGGCGGAGCAGACCUUCGUGAGAGCUUUAUCGAAUACAAGGGUAGCCUUGCAGGGUAACCUUGGUGAAAAUAUGGUCGAGACUAUAAUGGCAGUUCUUUUACUUUCUGUCUAUGAGGAGUUUUCUGCUGUUAAAGAGCACAGAAUUGCAGCAAAAACGCAUCUGCGAGGGGCAAUUGCUUUGGUCAACAGCGGCUACAUGCCACAAAGUCAGGACACCAAUUCGCAAAUAGUAACAAACUCAAUCCAAUGUCAAAUUAUCAAAGCCUCGACGAUACCGGCUUAUCCGACCAUCGAAAUGCCAGAUGUGUGGCCUAUGGCAGCGCCAAUACCCCAGUCCGCACCAUCACAGCUGACAGCGGCUGCAACUGAGUUAGUGGAUCUUAAACAGGUCUGGGAUAAGGUCGCAUCACAACCGGAACUGUACGGCGCAGAUGAAAUCAGUCGCAUAUAUUCCAUGGCUAUGAUUCUCGACAGUAAACUUUGUGCCUGGGCAUGGGCUCUUCCCCAACAUUGGGCCCCAGUUCCGGCAACCAUAGUACCCCGAUCUGUCCGAGAGGCAGGUAUGUUCAACAACAGGUGCGAUUGUUAUACAGAGAUGUGGAUAGGGAGCACAUGGAAUACCUAUCGAGAAUCUCGGAUCGUGGUCCAAAGCAUCAUCCUCAACUGUCUCCGUCUGCUCCCGAACAUUGGCACUCCGGACAGGGUUGAAGCAGUGAUAUCUACUAUUAGAGAAAUGGCCACUGAUAUUUGCGCCGCAGUCCCCUUCUUCCUUGGCAGCCAGACCAUGUCUGUUCAUCUGGACCCCUCCAAGGUUGAGUAUCCCGAAGCUGAGGAGCGCCGGGUGACUCCGGCCCAUCAGCAGACGGCUCCCCUUCUUGGUGGUUGGUUACUUCGGUCCGAACUUGAGUAUCUCUGCUCGCCUGACCUGUGUUUGCCUGAGGAGCAGCAGACUUGGGUUAAGAGCCAGAUGCAGAGAAUCUGGCGCAUCUACACAUUUGAAUCCCGGGUUAUAUGAUAAGCUGGGGUUGGUUUUCCACCGGUUUCAGCGUUGGGCACUGGUAUAUAUUGGAGGGCUAUGCCCAACACAUCAUUUGUCGCUUUCUCUUAUAGAUGAUUACAUGAGGUGACCGCUGGGUGCCUUGACCUACCGCAUUUGGGGCAUGCUACGGUUUUGUAUUAUAGCCGCCAGAUUACAAUGCACAUAUCACGAUAAUGAAACACAACUCUGGCUUGUUCACGAGAGAUACUGCACCGGAUGACUCACAAAGUGUUUCCAGACGGUUCCAACAGCAACAAUUUACCUGCCUCAGGCAUAAGUCACAUGACCAGUACAAUAUCACGGACUCCGCAUCUUAGC
Molecule: messenger RNA, 2164 nt
Organism: Aspergillus pseudonomiae
Lineage: Eukaryota; Fungi; Ascomycota; Eurotiomycetes; Eurotiales; Aspergillaceae
Product: Zn(II)2Cys6 transcription factor domain-containing protein
Exons: 4
Coding region: 212-1822 (536 amino acids)
Biological process (GO): regulation of DNA-templated transcription
Molecular function (GO): zinc ion binding; DNA-binding transcription factor activity, RNA polymerase II-specific
Source: RefSeq, a predicted model, not a curated record